AUGCCGUUUGUGUGGAUGAAAUUGCUGUUUUUAUUUGUAUUUUGGAAUACCGAUGAAAUAGUUGUUUCUGGAUUAGAGAAUCUUGCAUCAAACAAACCAACUAGACAAACAAGUGAAUAUGGCGGUGGACGAUUUUCUUCAAAAGCUGUCGAUAGAGGUGAUAGAUUGAGAAAUUUUACUGUUUCUGUUUGGCAAUAUGAUCCUGGUCCUCAUAUCAAAUAUAACAUGGUGGAUACUGAAUACUGUAUUUGUGUCCAUUACCCGAACACAGCAGAGAGUGGCACCUGGACAAAUUUAACAUGUACGAAAAUAUGUUUGGGAAGAUUUGUUCUGUUUGUUUUGAAUAACCAAGAAGCUUUAACAAUAUGUGAAUUAGAGAUAUUUGGUGAUAUAUACAAUGGCUGUCCAACACAGUACUUACCUGAAAUGAAUAUAAAGAAAGUGGUAGGUAAACGUUCCAGUCCACCAAAUUGUACACUCUUACCAUAUGAAGUAACCAAUGUAUAUGAGUGUAUCCAUCAAUGUUUACAGAUGAACAACUGUACCAGUUUUAAUUAUGGUCCUAAUUUAAUCAACACUGUUAAUUGUCAAUUAGUGAGAUGUUUUUCACAUCCAAAAGAAGACUUUACUGUAGAUAGUGAUUGGAACUGGCGAUAUUUGUCACGAUAA
Molecule: messenger RNA, 669 nt
Organism: Lottia gigantea (owl limpet)
Lineage: Eukaryota; Metazoa; Mollusca; Gastropoda; Lottiidae
Exons: 4
Coding region: 1-669 (222 amino acids)
Source: RefSeq, a predicted model, not a curated record